Molecule: messenger RNA, 2371 nt
Organism: Tuber melanosporum (Perigord truffle)
Lineage: Eukaryota; Fungi; Ascomycota; Pezizomycetes; Pezizales; Tuberaceae
Exons: 4
Coding region: 1571-2332 (253 amino acids)
Biological process (GO): DNA-templated transcription initiation
Molecular function (GO): DNA binding; RNA polymerase II general transcription initiation factor activity
Source: RefSeq, a predicted model, not a curated record
CCUUGACGGCAGGGAUUUCCCUUCCCUUCGCAUGUCCUUUUUUUAUUUUUUUUUCUUUGCUGGUCAGCCAGCAUCAGUCAACAGGAGCAGCCUUCACAUCGUCAAACCAACGCAACCAUUUUCCCAUUCAGUAUUUCGGCAUUUUAUUUCUAUGAGGGGAGGACGCAGAGAGUCGAACUUGUUGCCAGCAAGGAGGCGGAAUCUAGGGAGGCGGGGCUUGGGGAACAAGAAAGCAUGGGCUAACGAAGAAUCGUAAGGAGUGGGUGGACACGACUCUGGACAACAGAGCAAGCGAUUUUUUUUCCCCCUCGGUUGAGACGCGCCCUGGGGGCACUGCUUGUUGGGAAAGGGAGGACGAAUGAAGGGGACAAAGCGACUACAUCAACGGCACACAAGAGAAGGGAGGGAGGCUGGGGAGAGUGUGUGUGAGUGAGUGAGGGAUGCGAGCUGGGACGCAAGAAAAAACAAGGAGCUGUGUGGAACUGACUGAGCAGGGGCGCGCGCGGUAACCACUGACCACCCAAUCUAGGACAAAAGAAAGGAGGCUCUUACGCCUUGGGGCAUUCUGGCCCCCUGUUCACACCGGAGGGUGAAAAAAAAAAACCAUCAUUUUUCCCCCCUUCUCCUUUUCUCCCCCUUCUUUCUGCUAUCCUUCUUCUUCGCCCCUUCUAUCCCCCGGCUGAGGAAGAGAUCCGCCCUCUGGAUAGUUAUGUUCCCCAGAGCUUCUCAUCAGUUUCUUCGGUUACAUCUCUGGAUGCAGAUGUAGCUGGUAUGUAAUAGCAUGUGCAUGGCACUCUGUAGAUAUCAUAGUAUUUUUGCCUUCGUGUUGUAGCGACCGUCGCUGCUUUUGGCUGUGUGGUAGGAGGCAAAUCUUUGUUGCAGCCUCGUUGAGAAAGAGUCUGCGACUCAUUCUAUGUCCCGAAACUGGUUAGCUUAGCGGCGUUGUGUGAUUGAGUCAGACGCGCGGCACCAGGCUGGGUCUUGGCACUAGAAUAUAUAAAGGCACGGGCAUCCCUCCACCCUCCCUUUAAAAACCUCUGGUCUCCUCCACGCGUAAACAUCAUAUCCCCGUUUUGUCCAUCACCUUGACAAGACCCGAAAUAUCGACUUCUACAACGACCUGAUCAGUGUUCGUUCUGCUUGAAGCGAUCUCUCUACUCUUCUCAAAUUCACUCCUUUUGUUCCUUUUCCACAUCGCCACACGGUCACAUCCGAGCGAUUAGUCAGCGUGGUGAGAGGCACUUGUCAGACAUCGAUCUUUCAACAAUAGAAUCCAUCACCAUCUCAUCACCCUUCCCGUUCACGAUUCGUCUAUUGCAGAUUAGAACGGCUACACUCUCUACAAGCCCCAUAUCACCUUUAGUAAAGUAGGGGAGACAUUUGGUUGUUCUUCUCCUCGACCAACCUCAUUGCCCUAAACCGCUUUUUCCUGAUACCCCGCUCCGUCACCAUUACAUCAACUUACCCUCCCGUCAACUCCACACAUCCGAAGCCUUUUCCUCAACCAUCCGCAACCUCAUCAACCGCUUCGUCCAUCAAAAAACAACAACUUCCAUUAUCGAUCUUAAUCAUGGCGGCUAUUAUUUCCCACCCCCAGAAUGCCCAGCAAGCCAAGGCUUUCACUAGCCCCGCUUCUUUGUCUUUUCCCGGUGGUGCUGGCGACUUGACUCCUCCAUCCGACGUGGAGAGUCAUAAAGCCCAAAUGAACGGGCAGCAAGUCAACGAUCAGUCCGGAGGAGUUGUUACUCCCGCGACCCCGGCUGCAACCCCAGGUGGUGGACCAACCGUUAGUGGUAUUGUGCCUACAUUGCAAAACAUCGUCGCAACCGUCAAUCUUGAUUGUCGAUUGGAUCUGAAGACGAUUGCCCUGCAUGCUAGGAACGCAGAAUACAACCCCAAGCGUUUCGCCGCUGUUAUCAUGCGUAUUCGCGAACCUAAAACCACUGCACUCAUUUUCGCAUCCGGCAAGAUGGUUGUCACCGGUGCCAAAUCUGAAGAUGAUUCCAAGCUCGCCUCGCGCAAAUACGCUCGCAUCAUCCAAAAACUUGGGUUCAAUGCUAAAUUCACGGAUUUUAAGAUCCAGAACAUUGUUGGCUCCUGUGAUAUCAAGUUCCCCAUUCGCCUCGAGGGUCUCGCCUCUCGCCAUCAUCACUUCAGCUCUUAUGAGCCUGAAUUGUUCCCGGGGUUGAUCUACAGAAUGAUUAAGCCUAAGAUUGUUCUGCUUAUCUUUGUGAGCGGGAAAAUUGUUUUGACGGGUGCGAAAGUUCGCGAGGAGAUAUACAUUGCCUUCGAAUCCAUCUACCCUGUGCUCAAUGAUUUUAGAAAAGUUUAAAUCUUUAGGGUUCAUUACAACGUUAUCUUUUCCCUUGUA